AUGACGUCAAACAGCAUCAUCAAGCUUUCGUGCAUCAUUAAUUUCAUUGAUGAUAAAAAAAUAUUUUCUAAAGGUGAAAAUUCUUUUGAAUGUGGCUGUGUCAAAAGUUUUAAUUACAUACCUGAUGUGGGUAUACUUAGUGGUCAAGUGCAUGCAAGUAUGAAAAAUAAAUUGUAUGAUGUUAAGAUAUUUUUCAAAGAUAAAAAUAUUGAACAUGCCAGCUGUACAUGUCCGACAGGUUUGACAAAAUGCCAUCAUAUGUUUUCACUUCUUUUACAUGGGCAUAAUAAUAUAUCUGUAACUGAUUUAUCAUGCAGCUGGUCAAAAAAAUCUGUAAGAGAAAAUGAUGAAGUAUUGACUAUUGACGAUAUAUAUGAAAAUAAUUUUAAAGCUGUUACUGAUACACACAAUAUUGAUUUUAAAGCUUUAUGUUUUGAUAAAUUAACAGCAACUAAUCAAACAGUUGGAUUUUCAUGGUUGUUAAGUCCAGAACCUCCAGUUGAAGAUUAAAGUGAUAUUCUUCUAUUGGAAAAUGUUCUUAAUUCUUCAGAAUUUAGAAAUUCUAAAAAUAGUGUUCAAAUGUUGUCUGACAUUUGUAAGUUAUCUUUUGAACAGGUUAAAGAUAUAGCUUCAAAGACCAUAGGGCAAUCUGCAAAUGUAAGAUGGUGUCUUUCUAGGAAAUUUCAUCUUACUGCGUGUAAUUUUCAUAAAAUAAUAAAGUCGGUCAAAAGUAAUCGAUAUCCUAAUUCACUUUUUAAAGGUCUCUUAGGAAAAUAUUUUGUGAAUGGAGUUAGAUCGAUUGAAUGGAGGAAAACACAUGAAAGUAUUGCAAUUGAAGAGUUUGAGAAGGCUAACAAUUCUAUUGUGACUAAAACUGGCAUUUGGUUAGGUACAUGAAUCUGGAUUUUUGGGAGCCAGUCCAGAUGGUUUGCUUUUCGAUUAAAACUCUUCUUAUUGCAUUGAAGUUAAGUGUCCUUAUAAAUUUCGGAAUGAAGACUUAAAAAUUGCACUUUCAAAUUCAAAAGAUUACAUCAUUAACUUU
Myzus persicae (green peach aphid) is the source of this 1042-nucleotide messenger RNA. RefSeq lists its product as uncharacterized. The record is from RefSeq and is a predicted model, not a curated record. Gene Ontology annotation, molecular function: zinc ion binding. NCBI's taxonomy places the organism in Eukaryota, Metazoa, Arthropoda, Insecta, Hemiptera, Aphididae. The transcript is spliced from 2 exons. The coding region runs from base 1 to 510 and encodes 169 amino acids.